Molecule: messenger RNA, 1686 nt
Organism: Phragmites australis (common reed)
Lineage: Eukaryota; Viridiplantae; Streptophyta; Magnoliopsida; Poales; Poaceae
Product: trihelix transcription factor ENAP1-like
Exons: 1
Coding region: 394-1335 (313 amino acids)
Cellular component (GO): nucleus
Molecular function (GO): transcription cis-regulatory region binding
Source: RefSeq, a predicted model, not a curated record
ACCGUCACGCGCACCCAACGGCGCGGCGGCCGCCACUCGCCACCUAUCUCGAGUCCCCGACCCGACACGGCUCACGGCCACGCCGCGCGGCCGCACCCAGCACGGCACGGUCCGCACGACGCGGCGCCCGUGGCCUGUGCCGUGCCGUGCCAUUACGCCCCGGCUCACGGCCUCAUCACCUCACCCGCCGCGACAAACCCCCCAAAACCACCGCCCCGCACCGCCCACGCGGCCGCAGCGGUGACGCCCUCCCCAGCCGGUCAUUUCACCGCGCGGCCCACCACCGCAGCGCACCUCCGCCUCCUUAUAUGACCGGUUCCCCACCUCCGCCUCCUCCGUUCCCCAUCUCUACCACCACCAAACCCUAGACGCCUUCGCCGCCGCCGACCGACCAUGUCUUCCUCGUCCUCCGACCAGGCCAAGGACGACGCCGUCUCCUCCCCCGACCUCCCGCCGCUGGCCGCUCCCGUCGCGGCGGCGGCGGCUGCAGCGGCGGCAGCCGCGUCGUCGGGCGGAGGGGUGGGAGGGGGCGGCUCCGGGCGGAGGCUGCCGCCGCCGUGCUGGACGCACGAGGAGACGCUGGCGCUCAUCGAGGCGUACCGCGACAGGUGGGAGGCGCUGCGCAAGGGCAACCUGCGAGCCGCGGACUGGGACGACGUGGCCGGCGCCGUCACCGCCCGCUGCGGGAGGUUCCCCACGGCCACCCACAAGUCCGGCGUGCAGUGCCGCCACAAGAUCGAGAAGCUCCGGAAGCGGUACCGCGCUGAGCGCGGCCGCUCCGCCGGCCGCUCCAAGGGGCCCAAGUGGCCCUUCUUCCCGCUCCUCCACGACCUCGCCGGCGGUGGCGCGCCCGACCCCAGCCCCAACGCCAUCGUCAAGAUCAAGACCAAGGGCCCCGCCCCGCCAGCGUCCCCGCCUUCCCCCGUAUCCUCCCCUUCCUCCGAGGAAGCCGUGCGGAGCAGGAGCCUGCACGGGCUCAUCUCCAACGGCGGUGCCGGGAGCGGGCUGCGCUUCACCAUCCCCAAGGCCUCGCGCACGAAGCCCGCGGCGGCGGCGGCGAGGCCCGAGAGGAGCGGCAGCGAGGACGACGCCGAGUCAGAGGCCAUGGCUGAGGUCGCGGCCGCGCUGCGGGCCGUCGGGGAGGGGUUCAUGAGGACGGAGGAACGCAGGCUGGAGCUGUCCCUCCAGAUGGAGAAGGAGCGGAUGGAGUCGGAGAUGAAGCGCACCCAGACGAUGCUCGACGCGCAGCAGCUCUUCCUCGAGGCCUUCCUCGGCAAGCAGCAGCAGCAGCAGCACAAGAGGGCCAAGCUCUCCCCAGCCAUGGAGGAGGACUGAUCGAUCGAUGGAGACCGGCAGCUCCGCCCUGCUGCUGCCUUGGCUGUAGCCAUGUGUCGUCUAUGCUUACUUGCUCGUGUUACUAGUUCUUGAUAGUUGUUGACUUGUGAUGUUGGUAGUGAUUUCCUCUCAUUUGGAUGCUAUGGUAAUUAAGCAAGGUGUUUGGUUUGGGGGCAAAGGAUGGAUGUAGGUGUAGGAUAUGGUGGAUUAGGGAGGAGCUUUGAAUUACAAGUGCUCUGUUGUAAUGUAAUCAGUGAACUGCUGCUGCUUGUGUUAUGAGCUGCUGCCGCCUUGGUGGAAGCUGUUAUGCAGCUUGUUCAAAUGGCACCUGCUCCGCUUGUUGUUGAUUCU